Molecule: messenger RNA, 4056 nt
Organism: Ctenopharyngodon idella (grass carp)
Lineage: Eukaryota; Metazoa; Chordata; Actinopteri; Cypriniformes; Xenocyprididae
Exons: 15
Coding region: 264-1583 (439 amino acids)
Molecular function (GO): sequence-specific DNA binding
Source: RefSeq, a predicted model, not a curated record
AGGUGGCGAUAUCUGUGUUUUCGCUUCUCGUAGCCAGACACCACAGAUGUAGACGGAGCUGUAACUGAUUGGCUGUUAGGUGUCUGUUUUGGUUUUUGGUGACUAGUCAGUGCACAGUCUGUUUGUUUGCUAAUAAAACGUCUUUUGAAAUAUAAUACAACACAGCAUUAACGAUACGAUAACCAUAAAAUAACCUCUUUGAUAAAAGCCAUUAGAAAAGUAUACAAUCGGUAGAUAACUUGAAUGUUGAUGCCCAAAACACGAUGGUGUUCAUAUGUUGUGCAUAUAACUGUAAAAACACUGCUGCGAGGAACAAGAGCGUCUCAUUCCACAAAUUCCCACUGAAAGACCCCAACUUACUGAAAAAGUGGCUUAAAAAUUUAAGAUGGAAAGACUGGAAACCUGCUCCAAAUAGUAAAAUUUGCUCUAUCCACUUUGAAGAGAAGUGUCUUAUUGUAGAGGGGAAGAGAACAAGACUUCAUUCAUGGGCUGUGCCGACCAUCUUUUCAUUCCCAAACCGUUAUCUAGAAAGAAAGGUUAAAAUCAACCCCAGAAGCAGAAGAGCUUUGUUGAAGGGAAAUGUUGGUGACUCAAACUCCUCUCUUCAAGCAGCACCUGACAUGACAGCAGAAACCUCGCAGACGUCUGACUCAGAAAAGCCUGAGCACAGAACUACAGACAUGAGUUUACACCCGAACAACUCAGAAAAUAAUUCCAGCCAGACGACAGCAGACCCACAGAGUGUUUACACACAGCAGCUGACUGAAACGGAAAAAAGCCCACCAUGGAACAUCAUGGGUGAUGAAUCUCUGGACAGAAGCAUGACUAUACCCAGUUUCUUUCACAGUGGAUACUGUUUGCCCAAUAACAUUCGCUGGACUGGAGAUGAUGAAUUAAAUAUUAUGCCUCAUGUGGCUUAUGGCGUUCUAGGACAAACAAAACCCCACAUAAUCGAGGUUAAAGAGAGGUGGGAAUGGCUUGGGCUGGAUGUUAGAGGCCCGUUCUCUCCGACAGUAGACAAGCACACGCACAUCAUGACCCUGACUGACUACCAUUCCAAAUGGGUGGAAGCUUUUCCUCUGACUCAGAAACUCAGUCAGGAUGUGGCCCAGUGUCUUGCUGAAGUCAUCCGUCAGCAGGGAUACCCUCUCGGAAUUCUCUCCCGGCUUCCCAGGCGGAUCCUCCUGGAAAUUAACCGUGAGUUAAAGAAACGGCUGAGAUUGAAUGCAAACGCCUUGGUGAUCCACCACCGUCAAACUGGUUACAUGGACUUGGUCACUGAAUCACUUCUUAAUGAGAUGCUGGAUGAGCUAGUGAAGAAACACAGCAGCAUCUGGCACAUCCACCUCCCUGCUGCCACUCUGCGCCUCUGCUGCACGAAUCACCCCACUACCAAAGAGAAACCCUUCACCCGCAUGUAUGCCAGUGACCCGCCAUUCUCGUCAUCACCCAGAGAACUGCCUUACAGUGCUACUGAUAUUCGCUUGAGUUCUUUUGUUAUCCCAACCACUGAAGCCAAUAAUCUAGGAGCUGUGUCAGAAACUUCGGUGCACGACUUGAGGGAUCAGAUUUUUUCCAAGUAAAGGAAGUAAAAGUUUUGUCAUGUUUAAAUGACCUCAUGUUUUUUCAUGUACAUAGACUGUAAGUGGAGAAGCAAGUUUGCACUGUUGCCUUGUAUAAAUAUUAUAAAGAAAUAAAACUAUUUUUUUAAAAAAUAAAUAAAUAAAAAAAAAACAGAAAAAGGAGCAAUAUAUUGUCUUUCCUGUCUUUUGUUUGUCCCUUUUAUAUUAUACUAUUAGGUACAGAUCUCAAAUUUGAUUGGCUUUUCAAGUUUUACUGUUCGCAUCACUUUGCUUGUCUGUUUUUGAGCAUUAACGACAGACUGAAUUUUAGUCGUGGGACUUUUACAGAACAACAGAUGAGUUAUACAAUAACCACUUUAUAUGGUUUAUUUACUCUAUGCUAAUUAGAUAGAUCAAAGCCUUAAAAGAAUAGUUCACCUAAAUAAAUUUGUUGUCAUGCAUUUAUUCUCUAGAACACAAAAGAAGAUAUUUUGAAGAAUGCUGGAAACCAAACAGUUUUGACUUCCACUGUAUGAAAAAAAACAAAAAAAAACAAGAAAAAACAUUUUAUCAAAAUAUCUUCUUUUAUGUUCCACAAAAGAAAAAGUUGUACAGACUUGAAACGACAUGAGGGUGAGUAAAUAAUGACAGAGUUUUCAUUUUCAGAUUAACUAUCCCUUAGAAUAGCGCUUAAACUUGUUGUGAAUAAAUCAUUUUGUGCGCCAGUGACAAUCCAGCACUUCAGGUGGCGCUAUAGAGCAGUUUCGACCCUAUAAGUGAACAAAGAAGAAGAGCUGCAAGCCACAUACACGAGUUUCUUAUCAGUUAGUGGAGAUGGACUGUGCUUAGUAUCUCGACCAGCUAACUGCUUGCAAAAAAGCACCCAUUUUUCUUAAAUGCGUGCAGCUGACUUCUUAACAAAAGUAACGUAUGAAAAAUCGGUAAAAUGAGAAAAGUAAUAAUAGGAAUUGGACGACAAAUGGAGGAAAAACCACUCUGAGUAAAAGCCUUCAGGAGCUUCUGUGUAAUAGCUGUGUUAUUUCUCAAGACAGCUUUUUCAAGGAUGAUUCAGUGGUCCCUACUGAUAUCAAUGGCUUUAAGCAAUAUGACAUCCUCUGCAGGUUUGGACGCCCUUCAUAUGGACAGGAUGAUGGGAGACAUUGGCUCUUGGCAGGAGGAUCCUGAGCGCUUCAUGACAUCUCGUGGUUGUGCAGUGAAAUCCACAGUACCAGAGCUACCUAAUGUGUUUGUUCUUAUAGUGGAGGGAUUCCUCAUUUUUAAUCAUAGGUAAUGUUUUUUUUUUGUUUGUUUUUUUAUAUAGUUUUAUUUAGAUUUUAGUUCAACAGACUACCUUUUAUGUAAAGGCAAAGUCAUAAUGGAUGAAGUUUUUUUUACAGUCUGGAAAGCAAGAUCAGACACAACUCUAUCGAUCUCAGAGGAAGAAAUUCACUCAAGAGAUUUGAAGAGAUCAAGAGAUUUUUUAUUACUAGAGUUUAAGUAUCCAUGACAAACUAGUGACAUGAUACUUCACCCAAAAAUUACAAAUCUGUCAUCAAUUACUUACCCAUGUUGUUCCACUUCAAAAAGUUCAAUACCAUAUGAAUUGAGGAGUCAGUCUUCUAUGAAGAGAAACAAUCACUUUAUAUGAUGAAGAGAUUUAUUUUAGGCUUGUAUUCACACAUAAACCCUGAUCAACCACAGGAAUAAAGCGCAUCAAAUAUGACAAAUGGAAGCUGAACCAUAAUUGCUUGGCACGCAUUUUAAAUUACAUUUAUUUAUAAUAAAUAUGUACAUUUAAUUAUACUUUAUACUGUACUUUACACGGUCAUUUGAUAUAAUUACAUACAAUUACACUGAUCAUCCACAACAUUAAAACCACCUGCCGAAUAUCAAACUCGAACUGAUGUGUCGAGGCAUAGGCUCCACAAGACCUCUGAAGGUGUGCUGUGCUAUCUGCCACCAAGACAUCAGCAGCAGAUCCUUUAAGUCCUGCAAGUUGUGAAGUGGGACCUCCAUGGAUCAGAUCUGUUGGUCCAACACAUCCCAUAGAUGCUUAGUCAGACUGAGAUUUGGAGAAUUUGGAGGCGACUGACCUGUAAAUGUUUAUCUUUGGGAGCUUUAUUUAGGAGUGGCUAAAAUGCAGCUUUAUGCACAAAUGCCAGUCUGCAUGUAGAGGCUCUUGAGACUCCAGCAGCUUCAAACACCUGUUUGUUGCUCAACAGUGACUUUUUUUUAUAGUUGCCCUUUUAACACAAUUAAUGAAACUUAACCUUAAUGAGCCUUUAUCUGACCAUUAUCUUUUCUUCUGUGCUCUAAAUCACUCACAAAUCUUUUGACAGUUUGUAUUUUAUUUGGUUUAACAUUACUUUUGCGAGUAUGACUGUUGCGAUUUGUCAGCUUGUGAAUUAGCAGAACUUGCACGCAGCCACUGCAAACUCUUUCUAGGGAUUUGAUUUUGGUUGUCGUGUGUUAAAAUAAAUAUUUAAAAAAAACA